Puccinia triticina is the source of this 1551-nucleotide messenger RNA. RefSeq lists its product as uncharacterized. NCBI's taxonomy places the organism in Eukaryota, Fungi, Basidiomycota, Pucciniomycetes, Pucciniales, Pucciniaceae. Gene Ontology annotation, molecular function: transmembrane transporter activity. Gene Ontology annotation, biological process: transmembrane transport. The record is from RefSeq and is a predicted model, not a curated record. Bases 1 to 1551 code for a protein of 516 amino acids. The transcript has 17 exons.
AUGUCCAUCUUCAAACGCUGGACAACGCCACGCCCCCACGAUCCCGCACGCCAGCCAUUGCUGGGCCUCAGGAAGCGGGCCGAUUCGGAGCACGAUGAGCUGGAGGUUCUGGAGGGACCAGUGACGACGCCGCUGCCCUACCGACAAGUGGUCGUACUAUGCUUCAUGCGAAUCACCGAGCCCAUCUCCCAAAGCUUAAUCCAUCCAUUCAUCAACCAAAUGCUCGAGGACUUGCACGUCACUCCCGACAGAACUAAGAUUGGUUAUUACGCUGGAAUCAUCACCAGUCUGUUUGCCUUCUCUCAGCUAUGUACCAAUUUUUGGUGGGCGACGUUAUCGGACCGUAUUGGGAGGAAGCCCAUCCUGCUAUCCGGCUUGACCGGGCUAGCGAUCAGCAUGAUAAGUCUGAGUCUCCAGACAAGUUUCGCGGGCAUGGUUGUUGCACGAUGUGUUGCAGGAAUCAUGAAUGGAAACUUGCCGAUCUUACAGAGUGUCCUGGCAGAGAUCACAGAUGAGACGAAUAAAGCUCGAGCGUUCUCGUUGAUCCCGAUGUGCAACGCCGUCGGAAUAAUUAUUGGCCCCUUGAUCGGUGGAUAUCUGGCCAAGCCGGCGAGCCAAUAUCCUGAUAUCUUUGGAAAUAUCCAGUUCUUGAUCGACUAUCCCUACUUCUUACCCUGCUUUAUUGCCGGGAUGAUCAACCUUUCAGCCGUGACCGUUGGCUUCUUCUAUCUAGAAGAAACACUUGCCUCGAAAACAAACACCAGAAGUCCACCGCUGAGCCACGAAAGUGAUGAAGAAGUCGAGGAAAUCGGCAGCUCGGAGCCCAACGAGAGUCUCAUCCAACCGAAACCCAAAUUUUCAGCGAUCUUUACGCCCACAGUCAUCAGUGUUCUCCUCGGCUCCCUCUUGGUGUUUUUCCAAAUGUCGUCCUUGGCGACUCUGAUUCCACUCUUCGCCUACACUCGAUUUGAGGAUGGUGGACUUGGACUUAAUUUGCGACAGAUGGGCACUGCGCUCACGACGAACGGGUUUGCAGCAGUGAUAGUGCAGACGGCGAUGUUCCCGUAUCUCCAGCGGAGAUGGGGGACGAUGAAGGUCUUCCGGUCGGUCCUUCUGAUCUGGCCGACGGUCUUCGCCCUCCUGCCCAUGGUCCGUUGGCUCGUCAACAAGCAGAGAGAGGCCUCUGGAGUCGAUGCUGGCUCCAAGGUCGCUAUGAUCGGCUUGAUCGUCGUCUUGGCUAUCAAAAGCUUCGGCAAAAUGUCCCUCGUGUGUCUUACUUUGUUGGUCAACUCUGCCGCGCCGUCGGCCUCCACGUUCGGUGCUCUGAAUGGCCUGGCCCAAUCGUGCUCAGAGUUGGCCAGGACGUUUGCCCCGUUCAUCACCGGCGCGCUCUUUUCGAUCAGCAUCAAGGAGCAUUACCUGGACGGAAACCUGAUCUGGCUAUGUGGCUUAGUGUUGUCUUGCUUGACUCUCUUCUUUGCUCAAACGAUCAAGAUCCAGCCCACUCAGCUCAGGAAAAAGAGCUCUACCCAAGGCCCGUCAACGUCCUGA